AUAAAAAGGGGUUGCUCUUUCACUCACUCUCAUUCAUCUUGCCAUCUAUUUGCCAGUUCAGAUACAUAUUUUUUUAUUAUUGUAUUUCAUCAAUGCUGCCAAGAUCACCUCUGGAGGCAUCUGUUACUUACAAACAUUUAAUAUCUAGGAUUCUUUCCCUAUGCCAAUACUCAUUUCAAAAAUAAUUUAUCCUCUUAAAAACUAUACUUCUUUCUUAUCCUUUUCUGAUAGGCUCUUUGAGUUAGUCAAUCAAGAUUCAUCAACUAAAUGAUGCAAGAUUCAAUCCCUGCUUGUUUUUCAGCAGGGGAAAAGCUAUCAGAUGAUCAUGCUGCAGUAACUAGGUCAGGGCAAAGCAUUUUUAUGUCCGUUUAUCGGACGAAAAUCGCUGACCAGUGCAGGUUAAUCACAGUUACUUGGUGCAAGAAUUUGUUGCUACAUGGUUUAUCAGUGUCAGUAGAUGGGUCAAGUGGAGAUGGACAGUAUACUUGCAAGGUGGAGCUAAAGCCUUGGUACUUCUGGAGGAAACAAGGUUCAAAGCAUUUUCUUGUGGACAGUAAGCCAGUUGAUAUAUUCUGGGAUCUUAAGGCUGCUAAAUUUAAUGGUGAGACAGAGCCAAGCUCAGAGUAUUAUGUAGCUGUGGUUUGUGAUGAGGAAGUUAUUCUACUUCUUGGUGAUUUGAAGAAAGAUGCUUAUAGAAAGACAGGCUGCAGGCCAGCACUGAUUGAGCCAAUUCUUGUAUCAAGAAAAGAACAUGUUUUUGGCAAGAAGAAGUUUUUAACAAGAGUUAAGUUCCAUGAUAAGGGUAGAAUGCAUGAGAUCUCAAUUGAGUGCAAGAACAGGAUUAACAGUAGCGGAAUUUCUAUCGAUGGGGUUGAUCCAGAAAUGGAGAUAAGGAUAGAUGGGAAAUUGUUCAUUCAUGUGAAGCAUUUGCAGUGGAAAUUCAGAGGGAACGAAUCGAUUCAUCUCAACAAAGUAAGGAUAGAAGUAUAUUGGGAUGUUCAUGACUGGAUUUUCAAUCCUGGUUUAAGGCAUGCUUUAUUCAUUUUCAAGCCAGUUUUGUUAUCCACAUCUCCUUCAUCAGUAUCCGAAUUAUCAUCACCGCCAUUCUCUUCAUCGACAUCAACUCCUUUAUCAUCCCAAACAGGAAGUUCUGGUUCAAUAGAGGGGUUAAAUUCAAACAGCUCCUCAGAUUUUUGCCUGUUUCUUUAUGCUUGGAAAGUAGAAUGAGAAAAGUUACAUAGAGUGAAUAUUGGUUUAUUGUAUCUAUCAUCAUUAAAAGCAUCUAAAGAAAACAUAAUGGUUGAAAGAGAAAAAACUGAGACUCAUGUUAUGGCCUUAUUAGGAAGGAGAUUGGGUUGACAGGUGAGAGAAAGAAAAGAGCCAGGGCACAUGGGAACAAUUGGGGCCAAAAAUUAGCAUAUUGUGGCUGCAAGGUAGUUACAGCUGUUUUUGAAAAAGAAAUGGGCAUAAUUGGACAAAAACAGAUUGGAUAACAUAACAUGCUCAAUUAUUUUCCCAAUCUAGAGGCAUCUCCAUGUUUGUUUUCCCCCACAGUUUUCUUCUCUUUCUCAACUCUGGUUUUUGAUAAGUGAGCAAUUAUUUUUGUGAUACUUUUGUCUUCUAAAUUCUCUCUAUAUAUACAGAAAAAUAUUGAAUACAUUUUACUUCACUGUA
This is a messenger RNA of Solanum lycopersicum (tomato), 1674 nucleotides long. RefSeq lists its product as uncharacterized. Lineage: Eukaryota; Viridiplantae; Streptophyta; Magnoliopsida; Solanales; Solanaceae. The record is from RefSeq and is a predicted model, not a curated record.